CCGCGCAUUAAACUUGAAAUACUGACUACGUAUGCUGCUGAUGGCGUUUGAUGGUCAAGUCACCGAUGACGAUGGUAAUGCUCUGCUCCUGAGAAUGCUGCUAGUGAUGAGCCGGUGGGUCGAAGUUGUAAAUGUGGAUGCUGAUGCUGAUGCUGAUGCUGAUGCUGAUGCUGAUGCUGAUGCUGAUGCUGAUGCAGAUGCUGAUGCUGAUGCUAAUGCUGAUGCUGAUGCUGAUGCUGAUGCUGCUGCUGCUGCUGCUGCUGCUGCUGCUGAUGAUGAUGAUGAUGGCAGCAAUGUGCUGAAUCUUGAGCUCAAGUAUAUGCCGCCAGGGGAGAUUGAGAGAGUGGGUGUGGAGGAUGGACAUUCUGACAAACAUGUCAGCUAUUCAUGUCAGGCUGUGCCCAUGGUGACGGCUUGCACACCAACAAACAUUGCAGUCAUUAAGUACUGGGGGAAGCGCAACGAUGAACUGAUUCUGCCGCUGAAUUCUUCGCUGAGUGUGACCUUGAAUCCGGAAGACCUUGCUGCAACAACGACAGUCGCUGUCAGCGAAUCGUAUGAGCGUGACCGACUUUGGCUCAACGGUAAAGAAGUGAGUGUGGAAGGGGUUCGAUAUCAGAACUGCCUGCGCGAGAUUCGAGCGAGGGCGCAAGAUGUGGUCAACGAGAAAACCGGCAAGGUGAUCACCCGAGCUGACUGGCAGGGUCUGCAUGUGCACAUUGCGUCUGUAAAUAACUUUCCGACAGCAGCUGGGCUCGCAUCGUCUGCUGCAGGCUUUGCCUGCCUGGUUUACGCCUUGGCGAAGCUUAUGGGUGUGCAGGAGACAUUCCCUGGCGAGCUCUCUGCCAUCGCUCGAAUGGGUUCCGGAAGCGCGUGUAGAAGCUUGUAUGGAGGGUUUGUCAAGUGGGAGAUGGGUCGCGAGGAGGACGGGAGGGACAGCAUUGCCGUGCAGCUGGCAGAUUACCCUCAUUGGCCAGAUCUGCGAGUCUUGAUUGCAGUCGUGAGUGACAGGCAGAAGGACACCAGCAGUACGUCAGGGAUGCAGCAGACUGUUCGAACAAGCCCUCUUCUGCAGCAUCGAGUGAAGGAAGUCGUACCCCAGCGAAUCAAGGCAAUGGAGCAGGCCAUUCUGGCAAGAGACUUCGCAGAGUUUGCGAGAUUGACUAUAACAGAUAGCAACCAAUUCCACGCCACCUGUCUCGACACCUCGCCUCCUAUUUUCUACUUGAACGACACCUCGCGAAAGCUGAUCGCCAUGGUCGAGAGGUGGAACAAGUUUGAAGGAAGACUGAUGGCAGCGUACACGUUCGAUGCCGGACCAAACGCGGUGCUGUUCACAACCACAAAGGAUCUUCCUUCCCUAAUCCGCCGCCUUCUCUACUACUUCCCUCCACAUCUGAGCCAUAACGCUGACUUGACCAGUUUCUGUGCAGACACAGAACUCCUACGGCAACUGGGUAUAACCUCAUGUGAGGAUAUCCUGCAAUUACAAGACCCAGAGGAGGAGACGACAAGUGUAAGCGGGGCACCGAACCAUGGUCUACGACAAAGUACCGGGGCCGACACCCGCCGUUGCCCGGGCGAGCUGCAGUACAUCAUCUCGACAGCAGUCGGCCAUGGCCCUCGGCUUCUCGACAGCAACACCCAUGCUUUGCUCGAUGUACAUACAGGUCUUCCAACAGUAAAAAAUCAUCUGGUUUCGUAGACUGCCUUAAAAACAGAGAUCCUUGAAAGAAGAAAAAAAAAAAGACCCAGAUCCUGAUGGUAUGGCGGUACUAUGGCCUGUAUUGCCACAGACGCUAUAGCAUUUUAACUCCUGCUGUGGGAUUUGUACGCGUGUCUGCAGGCUGGAAAGCAUCCUCCUGGUAGAAUCUCCUUGAGCUUAGGCCCUGAUCACACUGCACUAUCUCAUUCCUGCCUCUGAAAAAAAAAACAAAACACAAAGGUCAUACUGAUCGCAUGGGAUGCUAUGCCCCUUCUAUCGGUGUAGCGCAAACUUGUGCAGUGCCCUUCGUAUGAUGGUUGCCUGCAGGCAGGAAGGAGGGAAUAUUCCCACCAAGGGAACUAGCUCAGUCUGUUGGUACACCAAUGCACAGUUGGAAAUUCAGACCUGAGUUCAAAUGCAGACCGCACUACCGUCUUCACCCCCGAAUAGAACGCCUGUUCAUUAUCACUGUAUCUAGACUGAAAGUUGCACCAAAUACAGCUAAAAUGACCGGGCGUUCUACUCGGGUGAAGACGGUAGGUGAAAGAAAAGAAAUGAAUGUGAAUUACCUGGGGGGCGGUCAGCUCAAUGAUGAUGCCUCGAGGCUGUCGCUUUUCUUCGAAACAAAAAUAAUAAUAAAUAAAGAACGAACAACUGUCCAGUCUAUGAGCCAACCCCCUUGAGCCUGUGCCUCACAACACCCUCCUUCGCCACUACAGUCUUCACCCCGCCCCGAAUGGAACGCGCUGUCAUUUCAGCUGUAUAUGUGACAACUUUCAGUCCAGAUACAGCACUAAUGACCAGGAGUUCUAUUUGGAUGACGACGGUAAGGCCACUCCACUUGUCUCAUCCGAGUCCUUCCCAUCUGGGUGGGGUCCCUCCACAGGAUCUGAGCUGCCCGCUGCCAGAGCUGCGAAACCACCACUACCUUUCAGAGGCAAAGGCUAACUUAAAGCCGGCAAUACAACGUG
Molecule: messenger RNA, 2676 nt
Organism: Chara braunii
Lineage: Eukaryota; Viridiplantae; Streptophyta; Charophyceae; Charales; Characeae
Source: the annotation of a GenBank genome assembly